Messenger RNA from Exophiala viscosa, 1436 nucleotides. RefSeq names its product 50S ribosomal protein L36e. The transcript has 3 exons. The coding region runs from base 92 to 1129 and encodes 345 amino acids. NCBI's taxonomy places the organism in Eukaryota, Fungi, Ascomycota, Eurotiomycetes, Chaetothyriales, Herpotrichiellaceae. The record is from RefSeq and is a predicted model, not a curated record.
UGCACAAUUGUUUGCUGUUCUAGCCGCUCUCAUCUUUCUGGGUGACCGGACACAAGCUGCUCCUAUCGAGCAUUGACUUAACCCAUCAAUCAUGAGUAUCACAAACCCCAAUCAGUUCCACGGGGAAUUUCUACCCCACAACUCCUUGACAGGAGAGAUUUACCGCCUGAAUAUUGCAUUCAUUGCCGUCACUUCCGCAUUCAUCGCAGUACGAUUGAUCGUACGGGGCUUCGUCGUCAAGCAUGUCGCUGCUGACGAUUAUCUGAUGGUGGCCGCUGGCCUGUUUGCCACCGCGUUCUCUACAAUGGCCAUCGUUGGAGUAAGAUACGGGCUCGGGAGACACGUAUGGGAUAUACCACAGAAUGCAGAAUAUGUUGAGAAGAUCAAGAAGACAAUCCAGACUCUUUGGAUAUGUCAGGUCAUGUAUGUGACGGCUCUCAUGCUGGUCAAGCUAUCCAUCGUUGUCUCCUAUCUUCGGGUCUUUCCCACCACUAUCUUCCGACGGACCAUGUACGCCCUCAGUGGAGCAAUCGCCGGUGUGUGGCUCUGUUCUAUCAUCGUCACCAUUUUCCAGUGCAAGCCAGUACGAGGGGCAUGGGACUUCACACUGCCCAGGAAUUGUCUGAGAAUCGUCGACUUCUAUUAUUUCACGACCGCCUUCUCGAUCUUCACAGAUUUCUUGCUGUGUACGUUACCGUUGCCCGUAUUCUGGAGACUCAACGUCCCCAAGAGACAGAAGUACGUGGUAUCAAUGCUCUUCGGGAUCGGAUUGUUCGCAACCGUGGCGUCAGCGCUGCGCAUCAGUGUCCUUCAAGGAGUCGAGAGCCUCGACGUCACUCAGGGAUCUGUUGCAACGAUGAAGUGGUCCGUGGUCGAGGUCGGGACGGGCAUCAUUUGCGCCUGUAUACCUUGCUUGAAGCCACUUUUCAAGAACUGGCUGCCUGACAAGACCACGAUCAACAGAUCCGGCGCCCGAGAGAAACUGAGGCCCACACACACUCCCCGCGUUAGUACACCAUACUCGGAAGCUCACGAGCUUACAAAGCCUACUGAAGGCUGGAAGACGUUCAAUCCCCCAGAACCCAGGAUUAAGGGGGAGCCUGUUGUGACUAUGCAGAAUUUUGUUUAGACGACACCUUUCACCGAGAAGGAGGGUUGAGGGCUCGGAAGGUCCUUCUGUCAUGUACAACAUUUCUAUGUAUAGACUUUUUCUCAGCGCGCAAGCGCCUGGACAUGAAGGUACGGGAAUGGAGGACCCAGGACACUAUCGCCCGGGCCCACUGUCCAGGUUUAUCAACGUUAUCUGCCAUGCCUGCACCACGAUCUCUGCUGCUGCUCAACUGCCCUGCAAUAUGCAUGGCGGAACGGGAGAUGGCAACAACAUAUAUCACGAAUUUACGCACUAGGCAGGCUGGACCUUCCAUUGUGUGAACUAC